AUGAACGUACGAGUAGUAGAUCACGAGGGCCCAUGGCAUCAAGGAGCCAUGAAAGCAUACCGCGCAUUUCCUGUAGAUGAUGAAGUAUAUGAGCUGAUAAAUAUCCCCGAGAAUAUCAGCCAUCAAUGUCCAGGAGGUUACGACGGGUCAAUGAUGCCAUGCUUUGAAGAUAGACCACUGUGGUGGAGAGUCCUUACGUGGUUGAAGGAAAUAUUGCUGAAGAUGGCGCGAUCAUAUCAUGGUCGGCCUUUUCUUCUGUGUCUCGCACCAUUGCUUGUUGGCAUCUGCAUUGGUUAUGUCAUGGGUUGUCAGACAACAACAGACCUUAAAAGCAAGGGUACGACACGCAGGAAAAAGGUAGCUACUGAUUGGAUUUCAUGGACUACCGUGCAUGCACUAGGGAUGGUUUCGCAUCUAUUUAUGUUCACCACUGGGGAAUCUUAUACUCCUAGCGUGCAAUCAGCUGUCAAGAAGGAACAACCGAAGAAAGCAACAUCCUCUGAGGUGCACCCGUCAAUUGUUUCCGAAACCCGCGAACACUUAGUACGAGCCGGUCUGAAGAGUGACAACGGCACCCAUUCAGAAAGCGGCGUGGAUCGUUGCAAGGUUCCUCAACAUGUGGCUGUUAUCAUGGACGGAAACAGGAGAUACGGUAGGGAAAAGUAUGGGAGCGUUUCAAAGGGGCAUUGGGAUGGAAGCUCCAAGCUUGUAGAAUUCGCCAAAUGGUGUAUUGCCGAACAUGUGUCAGUCCUGACAGUCUAUGCCUUUUCGACGGAAAACUGGAGCCGAGAUCCGUCGGAAGUGGCCUCGUUGAUGGCAAUUUUCGCAAAGUACUGUGACGAAUUGAGAGUCGAAGCUCUGGAGCGGAACAUUAGGAUUAUCGUUCUGUCCACAGACUCUACAAGGAUCCCAAAGCAUGUCAAGCAAGGGAUUAAACGAAUGGUUGACGAGACUCGGCACUGCACUGGAUUGACGAUGAACAUUUGCCUUAGUUACGGUAGUCGUGGGGAGAUUGUGGAAGCUACUAAAUCCAUUGCUAGAGACAUUGAGAAACGAACCAUUGAUGUAGAUUCCAUUGACGAAGAAUUGUUUCAAAGCCGUCUCUUGACGUGUCACUCGGGCGAUCCGGAUGUGUUGAUACGAACAUCUGGAGAAGUCCGAAUCAGCAACUUUCUACUCUGGCAAUUGGCCUAUACCGAAAUGUUCUUUCUAGACAAGCCUUGGCCCGCCGUUGAAAAAGAGGAUCUGAUGCGCGUCAUUCGAAGCUAUGCCCAGGGCAGAAUACGGAGGUUUGGAAAAUAA
Cylindrotheca closterium is the source of this 1302-nucleotide messenger RNA. The record is from the annotation of a GenBank genome assembly. Lineage: Eukaryota; Bacillariophyta; Bacillariophyceae; Bacillariales; Bacillariaceae.